Messenger RNA from Gopherus flavomarginatus (Mexican gopher tortoise), 3628 nucleotides. It is a transcript of the gene ANKRD61, whose product is annotated as ankyrin repeat domain 61. Bases 339 to 1607 code for a protein of 422 amino acids. The record is from RefSeq and is a predicted model, not a curated record. Gene Ontology annotation, molecular function: protein binding. The transcript has 3 exons. Lineage: Eukaryota; Metazoa; Chordata; Testudines; Testudinidae.
GAGGAGGUGGAACCCUGAAUGAUUUAAAUGCACUGUCCAUAUUUAAUAUCUUGAUUAUUUUAUAGCAACUCUAAAAUGUUACACAAGCACUGAGGUAAUGUUAUAUACUUAGAAAUACACCACAUUAAUUACGUCUGACAAACAUAUGAAGCAAAAUGCAGACAAAUAUCAGUCAGUAUUCUACGGAUAGUUGUAACUUUAAAACCCGACUUCAAAUCUGUUCUAGAACCCGACAUCUUGCAACAUCACAAAGAGUGAUACAGUUCCCAUGACAGAGUCCAAAAUUCUGCCUUUCCUUUGGCCCAUGUAUUCACACUACAAACUAAAUUUAUCUUACCAUGGGUAACAUAAUCAAGGGAGCCAGCACAUCCAUAACUGAGUCUGAUCCUUUCACUUACUCCCUUUCUUCCUGUAGGCCGAACAGAUUUAAGCCACUUCAGGCAAAACUAUAUGAAGCAAUAAUGAAAGAUGACAGCACCAGCAUUAAAGCUUUACUAGCACACCAACCUGUCAAUGAACCACUGAUUGUCUGGGAUAACUCUGCAUGCAGAAGAACACUGUCAAUCCAGGAUCAGUCUAUUCUUCCAAUUCACUUAGCUGCCAAACACAGAAGAGAAAAGAGUUUGCGUUGUUUGAUAGAAUCUGGCGCUGACCCAAAACUAAGAGAUAACAGAGGUUACACAGCACUUCAUCUCCUCCUGCUACACUGGCCAAAUAUUUAUCUAACUGAGACAGACAUUUUGACCAGAUUUCAGAGAAACCUGGGAAUUACACAGAGUAAUGCAGAAGAAUGUCUUCGUAUCUUGUGUGAGAAGGAAGUUCAAACAGAUCCUGAAAUGGAUAGUAACUACAAACACAGCUCCUUACAUUUAGCCCUACGCUCUGGCGCCUCUCGAGCUAUAUCUAUUCUAAUUGAGAAUGGUGCUAACAUAGAUGACAGAGAUGAGUUUGGCAAAACAAUGCUUCACACGGCUGCAGAGCAUUUGAACAAGGAGGUAACAGAAACUUUAAUCACCUGUGGAGCAAACAUUAAUUGUACUCUUCCAAUAUAUGGAAAAACUGCUCUUCAGCUUGCAGUGUGCACUGCAUCAUCUAAAGCAGGCACAGUUUUAGCUGCCGAUAUAGACUGCAUCCAUUUACUGUUAAUGAAUGGAGCCAAAGUAAAUACUCAAGAUUGUGACGGACGAGCAGCUAUUCAUGACGCUUGCUUGGGAGGCAGAAAAGAAAUAAUUGAUCUCCUUGUAGAUUACCAUGCAGAUGUUAACAUUUUAACAAGACAAGGGCAAUCUCCCCUUUUUCUGUUUCUUCAACACAGGACAAAUCUAAGAUGUACAUCACUGUUAAAUAAGUUGUUAAACCUCUCAUACCCGUUGAAGCUAACCAAUAAUCAAGGAGAUCUACCCACUGGACUUCUGUUCCAAGAAUUUCAAAUACAAAAAGACUUUCUUGUAAGAUUAUCAAAUAACAUGUUGUCUCUGCAAGACAUCUGCAAAAUCACUGUCAGAAGAAUAUAUGGGGAAAAAAACAAACAAUGCUUGAAAAAACAACUUCCUGUAACUGUGUGGAAUUCUUUAUACAACUACCAGGACUACUCACAACUUUGGUAAAUAAAUCUCAUGACUUAAACAGUCACAAAUGAUUAAAUGAUUCUAGCAGAUUUGAUUAAUAUGUGUCACAUAUGCAGUCACACACACCUACAUGGGAAAGUGAAUUGAGAAACUGUUGAUCCUGAAACUGUGUAACAAAAAAUUAAACAUGAAUCAGGAUGCAUAUUAAUACUGCAUGUGUAUUUUGAAGCAGCUCUUAACAUUUCUCAAAUGUAAUUUUAAUACUCAAGGGUUUUUUUUAAACAUAAUACUUUUCAUGUGUAAUCACGAUUUUAAGUACAGUAUCUAGAAAGACAGCCAGUGAACCUCCAAGAGAAAGGGAUGGGGAAAUCACACAUUUGGUCUAUUUCUAUAUGUUUUCAGUUUAACUAGUAAACAAAACAAGCAAGAUAUUCUACAAAUUCUCAUAAUUAAAGCCAAUUAGUCAACAAUAAUCUUAUACCUAUAUCUAUUGUCAUCAAUCCAGGUUACUCAGGAGGAUGUAAGGACAAAAUUCUAAUUCGUUAUAUUUUUAAAAAAAUUGGCUCUCAUUGUUCUUAAUGGGAACGAAGUCAAGCUGCCCUCAGGGAAGAUGGUGAACCCUUAUACUGUCUGGAGGCAGAGAGAUGCACUGUGAGAAGAAGGUGAAUAGAACCAGGGGCCAUCUUGGUUAAGGGCAGCAUGUGGCCUCAGAGCCAUUGAGAACAAUAGUAGAUAACCAUUUUGAAAGACAGCCAUUUUUUGAGUUUCUCUGAAGACAAUUUUCUCCCUUAAGUCUGAAGGAAAAUAAACAGAAAAAAAAAUGACCAUUAAUACUAAAAUGUAGUUUCAAAAGAUACCCAUCGCAUCAGGUCUAUUCAAGAUUCAUACGUCCGCUGGAGUUUGUGUAGCUAGAUAAGGCUGCAAGUUUGUCACGGAGGUCACAGACUCCAUGACUUUCCGGGACCUCUGGGUCUUCUGCAGAGGCCAGUGCAGCUGCUGGGGCAGUCUCGGGCCACUGCCCCCAGCAGCAGCAGGAGUUUGGGUGUAGGAGGGGGGUCAGGGCUGGGGGGUGGGACACAGGAGGGGGUGAGGGCUCUGGGCGGCACUUACCUCAGGGGGCUGCCCAGAAGUGACAACAUUCCUCAGCUCCUAGGCAGAGGCGCAGCCAGGGGACUCUGUGCGCUGCCUGCACCUGAAGGCACUGACCCCGCAGGUCCCAUUGGCCACAGUUCCCUGCCAAUGGGAGCUGCAGAGCUGGCACUGGGGGCAGAGGCAGCGCACAGAGUUGCUUGGCUGCACCUCUGCCUAGGAGCCAAGGGAGGGGGAUGUUGCUGCUUCCAGGGAGGCACAGAGACAGUUAGGGAGUCUGCCAGCCUCGCCCAACCCCCUUCCUCCCCACACCCAAGAUUUAGUCAGGGAUAUAUAGUACAAGUCAUGGACAGGUCACGGGCCGUGAAUGUUUGUUUGCUGCCCGUGACUCAUCCAUGAUUUUUACUAAAAAAUACCCAUGACUAAAACAUAGCCUUAUAGAUAGAAAAUGCCUAACCUGAGAUCAUUUGGGACAUAUAACAGUCUGACAAACAGUGCUAAAUUUCUUAAAGGAAUCUAUUUUAAUUAAUUUUAACUCAAAUUAAUUAAUAAGUUUACUUGUAAAUUUUCAGCAAAUUCAUUCUGUCAUGAAAUGCUGUAAUUUUGCUGAAGGUGCAGUAUAUUCUUCAUACAUUAAGUGAUUGAAUCUUUAAGUGCAAAACUCAGUUCAGCCUUAGCUAUGGAGCCACUAUCAGCAACUCCAUCACACAAAUGGUCUUUCCUAUCUUUACUAGUAAUACCUAGUUCCUAUAAGGCAUUUUUUAUCAGUAGAUCUCAAAGCACUUUUCAAAGGAAGUCAGAAUCAUUAUCCAAUUUUACAGAUGGGAAAACUGAGGCACAGAGAGAUGAAACAACUUGCCCAAGGUCACCUAACAUGCUAGUGGCAAAGCUGAUAGCAGAACCCAGGUCUUUUGAAUACAAGUCCAGUGCUCUAUCCACUAGGCCACACUGCAUCCUCUAAUGAUUUUUCA